Struthio camelus australis is the source of this 1500-nucleotide messenger RNA. Lineage: Eukaryota; Metazoa; Chordata; Aves; Struthioniformes; Struthionidae. The record is from RefSeq and is a predicted model, not a curated record.
AUGCUGUCAGGGCUGUUGGCUACGGAGGAGGAAGGAAGCAAAGGGCCUGUGGAAGGGGUGGUUGUGGGCCAGGGUGUUCAAGGCAGGGAGGCGGGAAAGGCAGAGGUUCAGGGUAACAGGCUGGAUGAAGGCUCUGAUGUCGAAUCUGAACCAGACCUGCCUUUGAAGCGUAAGCAGCGCCGCAGUCGAACCACUUUCACUGCUGAGCAGCUAGAGGAGUUGGAGAAGGCCUUUGAGAGAACCCACUACCCAGACAUCUACACACGGGAAGAGCUAGCUCAGAGGACCAAGCUCACUGAGGCCCGUGUUCAGGUGUGGUUCAGUAACCGAAGAGCGAGGUGGCGCAAGCAGGCAGGAGCGAACCAGCUUGCAGCUUUCAACCACCUGCUGCCGGGGGGCUUCCCCCCAACAGGAAUGCCGACUCUCCCCCCGUACCAGCUGCCAGAUUCCACCUACCCGACAACCACCAUUUCCCAAGAUGGGGGAAGCACUGUACACAGACCCCAGCCGCUGCCACCAUCCACCAUGCACCAGGGAGGGCUUGCCGCAGCAGCUGCUGCUGACACCGGCUCUGCGUACGGGGCCCGACACACCUUCUCCAGCUACUCGGACAGUUUCAUGAAUGCUGCAGCUCCUGCCAACCACAUGAAUCCUGUUAGCAAUGGCCUCUCUCCACAGAAGCAGGGUGCCCAAAACAAGAUGCAGUGCUCCAGGUGGAACCUCACCAUAGCCUUGAACAAUCAGGUGAUGAGCAUUCUGAGCAACCCCAGCGGGGUUCCUCCGCAGCCGCAGGCUGACUUCUCCAUCUCUCCCCUUCACGGUGGCUUGGACACCACCAACUCCAUCUCUGCCAGCUGCAGCCAGCGGAGCGACUCCAUCAAGUCCGUGGACAGCCUCCCGACUUCACAGUCUUACUGUCCUCCCACCUACAGCACCACCAGUUACAGCGUGGACCCAGUGGCUGGCUACCAAUAUGGACAAUAUGGACAAACCGCUGUUGAUUAUUUGGCCAAGAACGUGAGCCUGUCUACACAGCGUAGGAUGAAGCUGGGAGAACAUUCAGCCGUUCUGGGCCUCCUACCAGUAGAGACAGGCCAAGCUUACUGAAGAGUCCGACUGUGCCAACAACCCACUCCAGCAACUUGGUGCCACUGGAGAAAACACCACCAGCCUUCCAGGGAUCUACCUGUACCCGGACCCUCCUCCUUCCCAAUUCCCUUCCACCUUGCACCAACUUGAGCUGUGAAGGAGACGGGAAAGAGGGGGAGGGCUCUCCAAGUAUCUGGCUCCUCACAGAGCACUCUUCUCAGAGGCACACCUGGCCCCUAUGACCUGACUCCUCCCAUGGCCAGAGACAACGGGUUGGGUACAUUUAUUAAGCCUGAGUUUGUGCCCUCCCUCCAACCUACCUGGCCAGAAUGGCAUUUUGCCCACACUUAAGGACUUUCCAUUGAUCUAGGUAGUUGGCAUAGUCAAAGCCAAAUUGAUCUUUUUUUCUUU